Messenger RNA from Quercus lobata, 4204 nucleotides. It is a transcript of the gene ABO1, whose product is annotated as IKI3 family protein. Gene Ontology annotation, biological process: tRNA wobble base 5-methoxycarbonylmethyl-2-thiouridinylation. The record is from RefSeq and is a predicted model, not a curated record. Bases 121 to 4065 code for a protein of 1314 amino acids. Lineage: Eukaryota; Viridiplantae; Streptophyta; Magnoliopsida; Fagales; Fagaceae. Gene Ontology annotation, molecular function: tRNA binding; protein binding. Gene Ontology annotation, cellular component: elongator holoenzyme complex; cytosol. The transcript has 5 exons.
CAGUUAAACCCUCGUUAAAAAACCAAAAAAAAGAAAAAAGAAAAAAAAAAAAAAAAAGCGGUUUUCCCAGUUCUCACAAUACAAAAUCUCUUCCUCUCCGAUUGAACUGGAAAUUCCGAAAUGAAAAACCUGAAGCUGUACUCGGAGCUCUGUUCGAAACUCCAGCUUCAAUCCAACGAAGAAGUCGUUCUCUUCUUUGCACACGAUAUUGAGCGGAGCCGCUUCUUUUUUGCUUCUUCCGCCAAUCUCAUCUACACCAUCCACCUCUCUUCAUUCCAAAAUGAGAGGACGUGGGGAAAAGCUUCAUUGCCGGCAGAGGUUAAUUCUAUUGAUUUGGAGCUUAAUGAUUACAUAACGGCCUUUGAGUAUCACAUGGAGAAAGAAGCGCUGAUAGUGGGGACUUGUAGUGGGCUUUUGUUGCAGCAUAGUGUGGAUGACAAUGGAACUGAAGUGGUUGGUAGAGUGGAGGGUGGGGUCAGGUGCAUCUCACCCAGUCCUGAUGGAGAUUUGCUCGCUGUAACGACGGGUCUUGGGCAGGCACUGGUUAUGACAAACGAUUGGGAUUUGCUAUACGAGACCACGGUAGAGGAAUUACGUGAAGGUGUUGACGUAACUGAACCCACUCUUUCUUCUACGAAUGAGAGUCCCAUAUCUUGGCGAGGUGAUGGGAAGUACUUUGCUACGCUAAGUGAGGUGUGUGAUUCUACUAGCUUGCUUAAGAGGAUUAAGAUAUGGGAACGGGAUUCUGGGGCGUUGCAUGCUACUUCAGAAUCAAAGGCAUUUAUGGGAUCAGUUAUAGAAUGGAUGCCAAGUGGAGCGAAAAUUGCAGCUGUUUAUGAUAGGAAAGCAGCUAAUGAGUGUCCCUCAAUAGUUUUCUUUGAGAGGAAUGGGUUAGAAAGAAUCUCUUUUGGCAUCAAUGAGAAAAUCGAUGCAACAAUAGAAAUGCUGAGGUGGAAUUGCACUUCAGAUCUUCUUGCAGCCAUUGUCAGAUGUGAAAAACAUGACUCUGUGAAGAUCUGGUUUUUCAGCAAUAAUCAUUGGUACUUAAAGUUUGAAAUUAGGUACUUAAGGCAGGAUGGAGUGAGGUUCAUGUGGGACCCAGCAAAACCGUUGCAGUUGAUUUGUUGGACUCUUGGUGGCCAUAUCACAAUUUACAACUUCAUCUGGAAUACAGCUGUCAUGGAGAACUCAUUGGCAUUAGUUAUUGAUGACUCUGAGAUACAUGUGACUCCCCUUUCUGUGUCGCUUAUGCCGCCUCCUAUGUAUCUAUUCAAUCUGAAAUUUCCAAGUGCUGUCCGAGACAUAUCUUUAUAUUCUAAGAAUUCCAAGAACCGUUUAGCUGCUUUUUUAUCAGAUGGUUCUUUGUGUGUUGUAGGGCUUCCUGCACCUGAUGCUUGGGAAGAACUAGAAGGCAAGCAAUUUGUCAUUGAAGCUUCCAUUUCUGAAUCAGUUUUUGGAUCUUUUGUUCAUCUCUUAUGGUUGGAUUCACAUAUACUACUUGCUGUUUCACAUUAUGGGUUUAAUCAUUACUUGUCCAGUACCUCAUCAAAUGAGGGUGAGCUUCUUGGCUAUUAUUUGCAGGAAAUUGAGCUUGUAUGUUCUGAGGAUCAUGUUCCAGGCUUACUGACAUGCUCAGGCUGGCAUGCAAAAAUUUCCUAUCAAAACUCUCUAGAAGGACUGAUUAUUGGCACUGCUUCCAACCCAACCAAACUAUGUUCAGCGUUUAUUCAGUUUGAUGGUGGAAAAAUAUUCGAGUAUACAACCAGGAUGGGAGCUUUGAAACAUGAUGAUAUGAGUUUCUCAUCAUCUUGCCCUUGGAUGAAUGUGGUUUCAGUUGGUGACAAUGGAUUGUUGAAGCUUUUGCCUUUUGGACUUGAUGACAUCGGCAGGUUGCAUGUUGGUGGGAGGAUAUUAUGCAACAAUUGCAACAGUUUCUCGUCUUACUCUAAUUUGGCUGAUCAAGUGAUCACACAUUUAAUUCUUUCAACUAAACAGGACUUGCUCUAUAUUGUUGAAAUUAGUGAUAUAUUGCAUGGAGAAUUAGACCCGAAAUAUGAGAACUUCAUCCACACUCCUAAUAGGAGAAGAGAAGAAAAUAAAAACUUCAUAAAUAUAUGGGAAAGAGGUGCCAAAAUUGUUGGUGUCCUGCAUGGAGAUGAAGCUGCUGUCAUAUUACAAACAACUCGGGGAAACCUUGAAUGCAUUUAUCCCAGAAAAUUGGUCUUGGCCUCAAUCAUCAAUGCAUUGGUCCAAGGGCGCUUCAGAGAUGCAUUACUCAUGGUGAGACGGCAUAGGAUAGAUUUCAACAUCAUCGUUGACCAUUGUGGUUGGCAAGCAUUUCUCCAAUCAGCUGCAGAGUUUGUCAGGCAGGUUAGCAAUUUGAACUACAUAACUGAGUUUGUUUGUGCCAUAAAGAAUGAGAAUAUCACAGAGCGACUGUACAAAGAUUUGGUAUCUUUACCCUGCUCAAAGGAUGCUAAAGAUGCGCAAGCUAGAGAUUCAAUGGGUCUUGGUGAUAAUAACAAGGUUUCUUCUGUCCUUCUGGCUAUAAGGAAGGCUCUUGAGGAAAAACUACCAGAAAGCCCUGCAAGGGAGCUUUGCAUCUUGACCACUCUUGCUCGUAAUGAUCCCCCAGCACUUGAAGAAGCUUUGGAGAGAAUAAAAGUUACCCGUGAAAUGGAAUUAUCAGGUUCUAAUGACCCUAGGAGAAUGUCUUACCCUUCUGCUGAGGAGGCUCUGAAGCAUCUCUUGUGGUUAUCUGAUUCUGAGGCUGUAUUUGAGGCUGCUUUAGGCCUUUAUGAUUUGAACCUUGCAGCUAUUGUGGCAUUGAACUCUCAGCGGGAUCCUAAAGAAUUUCUUCCUUUCCUUCAAGAGUUGGAACAAAUGCCAGCUGUCUUAAUGCGCUACAAUAUUGACCUUAGGCUGCUCAGGUUUAGGAAUGCUCUUAAACACAUUGUUUCUGCAGGUGAUGCUCAUUAUGAAGAUUGUAUGAACCUUAUGAAGAAAAAUCCUCAGCUUUUCCCACUGGGACUUCAGCUUAUCACUGAUCCUCCGAAGAGGAAGCAAAUCCUUGAGGCCUGGGGAGAUCAUCUUAAUGAUGAAAAAUGUUUUGAGGAUGCAGCUACAACUUAUUUGUGUUGUUCAAGUUUGGAAAAGGCGUUGAAGUCAUAUCGUGCUUGUGGUAAUUGGAGUGGAGUGUUUACAGUUGCUGGGCUCCUUAAGAUGGGAAAAGAUGAGAUAAUGCAACUGGCUCAUGAGCUUUGUGAAGAACUUCAAGCUCUUGGUAAACCAGGGGAGGCUGCCAGAAUUGCUCUGGAGUACUGUGAAGAUGUUAAUGGGGGGCUGAAUUUGUUGAUUAGUGCAAGGGAGUGGGAGGAGGCCUUGAGGGUUGCAUUUAUGCAGAGGAGAGAGGAUUUGAUCUCAGAAGUGAAGAAUGCAUCUUUGGAAUGUGCAAGUAUGUUGAUAGAUGAAUACAAGGAAGGCUUGGAGAAAGUAGGGAAGUAUCUGACCCGCUACUUAGCUGUUCGACAGAGAAGAUUACUUCUUGCUGCAAAGAUCCAGUCAGAGGAACGGUCAAUGAGUGAUCUCGAUGAUGAUGCAACUUCAGAGGCUAGCAGUAAUUUCAGUGGAAUGAGUGCUUACACUACAGGGACCAGGAAGAGCACUGCAUCUUCCAUCAUCUCAAGCGCAGCUAGCAAGGCCAGAGACACCAGACGCCAGAGAAAAAGAGGAAAAAUUCGUCCUGGAAGCGCUGAUGAGGAGUUUGCUCUGGUAGAGCAUUUAAAGGGCAUGUGUCUAACAGCUGGGGCAAAGAUUGAGCUUAAAUCUUUACUGGUUUCCCUCGUGAUGCUCAGUGAGGAAGAAACUGCGAGGAAGCUGCAAUGUGCAGGAGAGAACUUUCAACUGUCUCAAAUGGCAGCGGUUAAACUAGCUGAAGAUACAAUGUCCACUGAUAUCAUAAACGAGCAUGCACAUACAAUGGAGCGCUACAUAAAAAAGUUGACAAAUGAAGUGAAAGAUUCGGAGGCUUUCAAUUGGCGGUCUAAAAUAUUUCUUUCUCCUUAAUAGGUCUGUUUAGUAGGUUUUACCUGAUAAUUUUUCUGAAUUUAACUUAGACGUGCGUUCUGCAUUUCACUGUAUUCGUCAAAAUUUUGAGUCUGGCCCUAAUCUAAUUAUCACAAGAUCCAAUUUUUCUCUUCCAAAA